GUAAAAAUUGAGACCGUAAACAUGAUGAAUUUAUGUAGUCCUAGAAAAACAUUUUAAUUGGAACAGUCAGUUAUAUUCUAUUUUUAAAAAAAUCUUGUUUCCCACCUAAAAUUAUAUUGAUGAUGUUUUAUAUAUAUCACGAAUAUUUGUAAUUUUUUAAUUCAUGUAACAACAAAAAAGGUGUGUGUGUGUGUGUGUGUAUAGUGUAUAUAUAUAUAUAAAUAUAUAUAAAUGUAUAUAUGGGACUGUAAAAAUUUCAAGCAAAACUUCAGCUUUCCUGAUUAUUACUGCAGUCUGUAUUAUUAGUAUUAGUAUUAGAAUUUAUAUUGGAAAAUUGUAUUUCUAUUUUGUUUAAUUAUUUUAAGAUGAAUGUAUCUGUUAAAAGAAAAUGUGUGUUAACAUGUUUUAUGUAAAUAUGUGGGCUGGACAUUUAUGUUACUGAAAGCAGACAGAUUCUUCAGUGUCUCUAGGGGAGACAACACUGAUAAUUUAAGAAACAAACCGCCAGAUCAACCAAGACGAUAUAAUGCAUGGAGAUACUACGCAGGAGGUCUUCAAUAUCAGUUAUGAUUAUGACUUCAACCACAUAUAUGAGGAAUAUUAUCCUUUGGUGACAUUUGAGGAGGAGAAUCUUUCACUUAGGAUAAUGAGUGCCAUUUGCUGCGGUCUCAUCAUCUGCAUCAGUCUACCCGGAAACAGCUUUUUGCUUUGGGUGGUCUUGAAGAAAGUGGGUUUGAGCAGCUCUGCUGAUUGUUUACUCCUCCAUCUGACAGUGUCCGACCUCAUCUUCUCCUUCACAUUGAUUCCCUGGACAAUCAGUCAUAUUUGGGGAUGGAUAUUUGGAUAUCUGGCCUGUAAGCUGUUCACCUGGAGUAUGUUUUUGGGCCUGUUCAGCUACAUGAUGUUCCUCACAGUCAUGACAGUCCAUCGAUACGUGGCGGUGGUGUAUCCGGUGUUCGCUUCAUCUGUAGGGAAUCGCAGAAUUUACAUGCACAUCUCAUCUGCUGUGACUUGGUUGAUCUCUGUGGCCUUCAGUCUGCCUGAAAUGAUCUUCUCUGGGACUCUGGAUGGACCUGAUGGUGUAUAUUGUGUUCCCACCAAUAACUCAGUGUUUGUGGAGGUCUAUGGAUAUUUCACUCAGAUAAUUCUAUUUUUCCUGCUGCCAUUCCUAGUUAUUGUGUUCUGCUACACAUGGAUGGGUUUUUCCAUCCUUCAGAGUCGCAUCCGAAGCAGAAACAAUGCCGUAUGCACCAUCCUAAGCAUCACAGUGGGAUUCUUCAUCUGCUUGGCACCGUAUAACAUCUUCCUCUUCCUCUUGUCCUUGAGGUCUUUAGGUGUUUUUGUGUUUAGGGAGAGUGUUUGGGAGAACAUCUACUGCUCCACUCACAUUCUGGCAUAUUCCCACUGCUGUCUGAAUCCACUUGUCCACAUCUUCGGAAGAAAGAAGUUCAGGAAGUACCUGCCAUGGAGCAGAGGUUUCUGUCGGCUCUCGCAAAGGGUUCAGCGUGUAAAUGUUUAGAAACCCGAGCAGAUUCUCUGUUCAGUUUCAUCUCUGAUAGUGUCAAAGGUCAUGGUGUCAUUUUGUUGCGGCUCCAAAGUGAGUCACAUGACAUUUACAGUGCAGAUGAUUGGCUCAAAAAAGUUAUUGAGAUGAAUAACAGAUUGAUAGCAGAGGUUUUAUUAUAUGUGCUCUAUAUAAUUAUGUGUGACGAAUAAAAAGCUUGAAUCUUGUAUGUAUAUAUAUAUAUAUAUAUAUAUAUAUAUAUAUAUAUAUAUAUAUACAUACAAGAUUCAAGCUUUUUAUUCGUAUAUAUAUAUAUAAAUCGUUUAGUGGUGUAACUAUCAAGUAAAAAAAAAAAAAAAGAUUUUGCCUGAAAACAUGAAUACUUGGACACCUUAAAGGGGGGGUGAAAUGCUAUUUCAUACAUACUGAGUUUUUUACACUGUUAAAGAGUUGGAUUCCCAUGCUAAACAUGGACAAAGUUUCAAAAAUCAAGUUGUACGUUUGAAGGGGUAUUUUUGUUCCAAAAAUACUCCUUCCGGUUUGUCACAAGUUUCGGAAAGUUUUUUUCGAGUAUGGCUCUGUGUGGCGUUAGAUGGAGCGGAAUUUCCUUAUAAGGGCACUUCUGUUCUGCUGGAAGAGCGCGCGCUCCCGUAUAGCAGAGCACUGAGAGAGCACAGUCAGGCAUUCAUUGAUCAGAGUGAGAGCAUCGCGAAAUGUCACAAAAGGAGUGUGUUUUUGGUUGCCAGGGCAAGACAACCCUGCACAGAUUACCAAAAAAAAACAGCAUUAAGGGACCAGUGGAUGGAGUUUAUUUUUACAGAGCAUUGGAGUUGUGCAAGUGUUUUUGUUUGUUCCCUGCAUUUCGAAGAUGCUUGUUUUACAAACAAGGCCCAGUUUGACGCCGGAUUUGCACAUCCUUUAUUUGUUAAGGAUAAUGCAGUCCCAAAAUAUCUCUGCCUCCUUGUGUAGUGCGUCCGCCUCCCCUGCCGGAGACCCGGGUUCGAGCCCCGCUCGGAGGGAGUCGUCGCUGCUGCUGCUCUCGUUCAGUUUCAGCCUUCACAGCUGUCACAGAUUCCAAACGCUCUCAACACAAAAGCUUACUCGCGCUCGUGAUUCUUUAGCUCCGCCCACACGUCACGCCUACAGCCGGUGUCCUGACAUUUUAUCCUACCCUGUCAGAUUUUCCUACCGAGGUUUACUGCGCACGCGCACAUCAAUAUCGCGUCCUUUGUCUCAUGCUAAACAACGAUAUUUAAUGUAUCUGCAUUACUGUAAGGGUAGGUUUAGGGUUGGGGUAGGUGUAGACUUUAAUAAAAACGCAAUUUAAUUGGUAGAAACUAAUAUUUAUUGUUGGUUUCCUGUAACUGUAUCCCUUCUAGCUACAACCGCGAAUAUAACACAUAAUUACUGUAUUUGUAGUACUGUAAGGGUAUGAUUAGGGUUGUGGUAGGUGUAGACAUUAAUAAAUCAUAACUUUACAGUAGCAUUUUUCGUUGUACCCACUGUUUUAGUGGGAGGUAGGAAAAUCUGACAGCGUAGGACAAAUCGACAGAACACCGGUCGUGUUUUUCCGGGAAAAAUCGGUACAGACUAUCUUUCUCUUAUGAAUAUAAUAAAACUAAACACUUUUUGGAGUUAUGAAGGAUGCAGUACUACUCUAUAGGUACUCAAGAUUAACAAGAUAUUGAGUGAAAACGAGCAUUUCACCCCCCCUUUAAUUAUAAUCGUUUGCAAAAAUAUAUUUACAAAAAAUAUAUGUGUGUGUGUGGUUAUUCCAUUUGACAUUAAACAGUUUGAAUUAACCUCAGAUGUCAUAAAAUGUUAACGUAGGUAUCUAUAAAUAUAUUUAUUUAAAACAGCCAUGAGGGAGAGACAGAGAGAGAGAGAGAGAGAGAGAGAGAGACAGCAUUUUUAUUAUUAUAAAAUAUUUUAUAUCAAAUGUCUUAAGUUUUUUAUUUUGAGAAUUUAAUACAUGUAUUCGUUUCAUUUAGUAUAGUUACACCUGCAUAAUUUGCCUUUAAACAUAUCGAACCAUCAAACAAUCAGAUUAUGAACUGCAACAUGUGUACUGAAGUAGCCUAAAUUGUUGGUGUGAACAUAUUUAAUGUAUUUUCAAAAGUGUUUUUUACAAAAGUGUCACAUCACUGAAUGGCAUUAGUUUUCCAAUGUAACGUUUGUGUUCUUGAGGUUGUUGUCUUCGGAGAAGUCUGGACUAGUUAGAGCUGUAAUGUGCAGACUAAUGCGUCAAGAAAAUUUCUCAAAGAGGAACAGAGACCAAAAAAAGCAGAUGAAAAACCAAAUGCCAUAGCAGAAUGCUGAGAAGUAAUUUUCCACUGUGCAGUAAAAUAACUAAGAAAUAAAAAGAGGAAAUGUCAGUA
This is a messenger RNA of Carassius gibelio (silver crucian carp), 3882 nucleotides long. Its product is annotated as chemokine XC receptor 1-like. The transcript has 2 exons. Gene Ontology annotation, cellular component: membrane. Gene Ontology annotation, biological process: G protein-coupled receptor signaling pathway; immune response. Gene Ontology annotation, molecular function: G protein-coupled receptor activity. Bases 527 to 1519 code for a protein of 330 amino acids. The record is from RefSeq and is a predicted model, not a curated record. NCBI's taxonomy places the organism in Eukaryota, Metazoa, Chordata, Actinopteri, Cypriniformes, Cyprinidae.